AAAUAUUCAUAAGUUUGUGAAGUGUGCCAAACCAAAGCACUGCGCCGACCGCAGGCGCCGUCUGCACGUCGUUCUAUUGUGUUGUAGUCUUUUCUGCUAUUGAACUAACGUGUAAACAGUAAAUUCUAAAGCACUAUUUGAUGUUGAACUUGGGCACAAAGCUGGAUUUUGAAAGUUUAAACUAAUGGAAGAAGAGUUUUUAGGGUGCGGGAGGGGAGGCAGAGGAGCCCUCCUGCUUGCCGCCCUUCAGAAACAGACGAGGCGUCCUGGCACUGGGGGUUCCGGCGACAGCUCGGGCGAUGCCACCUCGCCGUCGGAAGAAUCGCGGCCUGCCAGCGGCCUCGCGCUGCCAUCUGGUACCAGCACGUCUGUGUCGAGUCCUUCUGGUCCGAGCCCAUCCCCGGCCCCACCUGUCGGGGCAGGCAGGGGAGCCCUGCUGGAGAGGCUCAUGUUGCAGUCUCGUGCAAGCACGAGCUCCAGCUCAUCCGGAGAGAUACCGUCCCCCACCGCCCCCCUCUCGUCCAAGCCUGUGGCUGGCAGGGGUCUGCUCACAGCCCUUGGGCGCAGCAUUGCUCACACGCCCGCCGGCAGGGGCGUCCUGUCCAGACUCCAGCCCCCGACUGCGGCAGUGGGCAGGCCAGAAGAGCCCACCGCUCCUCCACCGGUUGCUGCUCCCCCCAGCCCUCUGGAGCCCCCCGUUGAAGAGAUGCAGGAGCUCACCGUGAGACAGUACCGGGGCAAGGCUGGGAAACAGGUGUCGGUGGAGGUGAACUAUGUGCGACUGGAGACUGCGCCUGGCAUGGGGGUGUUUGAGUACCACGUCAACUUUGUCCCCGUGAUCGACUCCAAGAAGGCACGCUUCCAGCUGGUGCGCAGCGACCCCGUUGUGGAGCGCAUUGGCUGCAUACGGGUGUUUGAUGGGGCAAAACUGUAUUUGCCCCAUCAACUGCCGGACAAGGUCACGAGCGUCGUCGCCCCCCUGCCGACGGACGGCACGCCGGUGACGGUGCAGGUGAAGUUUGUAAAGGUCACCCCCCCAUCCCAGUGCGUGCACCUGUACAACGUGCUCUUCAAGAAGGUGAUGCACUGCCUCCAGCUUACCCAGAUCGGCCGCAACUACUUCGACCACAAGGGCAAGAUCCUCAUCCCCCAGCACAAGUUGGAGGUAUGGCCUGGUUACGUCCAGUCGGUGGGAGAGUUCGAGGGUGGCCUGCUCUUGAACUGCGACGCUUCCUUCAGGGUCCUGCGCACUGUUACUGCCAGGGAUGUCCUGUAUGACGUGUUCAACGCCUACCGCCAGGAGUACAAGACCAAGGCGCUGCAGGCCAUCGUGGGCAACAUCGUGCUGACCCGCUACAACAACAAGACCUACCGGGUGGACGACAUCAGCUGGGACCUGAAGCCCACCAGCACCUUCACCUACCACACUGGCGAGGAGAUUGCUUACAUGGACUAUUACAAGCGCAUCUACAACAUCGACAUUCAGGACACAGAACAGCCCCUGCUGCUUCACAGGGACAAGCCCAGGAGGGAUGCCCCGGAAGGGGAGGAGCCCCGCCUGGUGUGCCUUGUGCCCGAGCUGUGCGUUCUGACCGGCCUCACGGACGAGAUGCGCAGCGACUUCAGGAUCAUGAAGGACAUUGCGGGCCACACCAGGGUCAACCCGAACCAGAGACAGCUGGCCCUCCAGCAGUUUGUGAAGAACGUGCAGGCCUGCCCGGAGGCCAUGAAGGUUCUCAAUGACUGGGGCGUCAGGUUGCAGGCCGGGGCUGUGACCCUCGAUGGGAGGAUCCUGCCGGAAGAGAAGGUCAUGAUGAGCAAGAAGUCCUACCAACAUAACGGCACUGCCGACUGGGGACGCCUGCUCUCCCAAGACAGCGUCAUCCGACCGGUGCACCUCCAGAACUGGGUGGUGAUGCACACAAGGAGGGACGGCGAGCGUACGCGGGGCUUCACCUCGAUGAUGUCCAAGGUGUGCCCCUCGAUGGGCAUCCAGGUGCAGCCGCCCAUCAUGCGGGAGCUGCCGAGCGACUCCACGGAGAGCUACGUGCGGGCCAUCAAGGAGGUCCUCAACCAGAACGUCCAGGUGAUAGUCCUCAUCUUCCCCACGUCGCGGGACGACCGCUACAGCGCGGUGAAGCGGCUCUGCUGCGUGGACAUGCCUGUGCCCUCCCAGGUCAUCAUUUCCAACACGAUCGGCCAGCAGCAGAAGCUGCGGAGCGUCACCCAGAAGGUGGCGCUGCAGAUCAACUGCAAGCUUGGUGGCGAGCUGUGGAAGGUGGAGAUACCGAUGCACAACGUCAUGGUGAUCGGCAUCGACGUGUACCACGAUAUCACUCGUGGCCGGCAGAGCGUAAUGGGCUUCGUGGCCAGCAUGAACCAGAGCCUGACCCGCUGGUUCAGCAAGUGUGCCUUUCAGGAACCGGGGAAGGAGCUUGUGAACUGCAUCAAGAUUGCAAUGCUGGAAGCGAUCGUCAAGUACUAUGAGGUGAACCACAAGCACCCAGACCGCAUCUUCGUGUUCCGGGAUGGCGUCGGGGACGGCCAGCUUAGCUACGUGAGCGACUAUGAGAUCGAGCAACUUGUGCAGUCGUUCGUCAACGUCAGUCCCGACUACAAGCCGUCGAUAGCAGUCGUGGUGGUCCAGAAGCGGAUCAACACUCGCAUCUUUGCACGGCUGAACGGAGGACGAGAGUUGGACAACCCGACUCCAGGAACUGUUGUGGAUCACGAGGUCACAAGGCGUGACUGGUGUGACUUUUUUUUAGUUUCGCAGAAGGUUCGUCAGGGCACGGUGUCGCCGACGCACUACAUUGUGGUGCGCAACACCACAGAGCUGUCGCCAGACCAAAUGCAGCGGCUGGCCUACAAGCUCACGCACCUCUACUACAACUGGCCUGGCACCAUCCGGGUGCCGGCCCCCUGCCAGUAUGCCCACAAGCUGGCCAACCUGGUGGGCGACAGCAUACAUAAAGAGCCCAGUCCUUUGCUUUCUGAUCGGCUCUUUUAUUUAUAAUUGUUUGCUUGUUCACUGCCUCUUGUUUUUACGCAUCCAGUGUUGCUUAAAGUUUCCUUUUUUUUUAUGUCUGGUCUCCUGUUUUUCUAUAUGAAGAACAUUGUUCUUUUGCCAAAGCUGGCACUUUUUUUGUUUAUGCUUACGUUUUAUUCAUGUCAUGCUCUUGAAAGUGCAGUACAAAGGUUUUGAGCUAAAACCAAUGUAAAAUGCUGUGUUUUCUUUUCUUCUCUUAAGCAUUGAACAUCUUUUCGUUUUUUUACCUGAUAAUUGGCAUUGUAAGGUCAUGAAAGUGCAAAUAAAUUCCACCCUUUCAGAGUUAA
Ixodes scapularis (black-legged tick) is the source of this 3336-nucleotide messenger RNA. Its product is annotated as piwi-like protein 1. The transcript has 18 exons. Gene Ontology annotation, biological process: regulatory ncRNA-mediated gene silencing. The record is from RefSeq and is a predicted model, not a curated record. Gene Ontology annotation, molecular function: piRNA binding; protein binding. The coding region runs from base 185 to 3016 and encodes 943 amino acids. Gene Ontology annotation, cellular component: P granule. NCBI's taxonomy places the organism in Eukaryota, Metazoa, Arthropoda, Arachnida, Ixodida, Ixodidae.